Messenger RNA from Salvelinus namaycush (lake trout), 2712 nucleotides. RefSeq names its product semaphorin-6B-like. The record is from RefSeq and is a predicted model, not a curated record. NCBI's taxonomy places the organism in Eukaryota, Metazoa, Chordata, Actinopteri, Salmoniformes, Salmonidae. Gene Ontology annotation, molecular function: chemorepellent activity; semaphorin receptor binding. Bases 1 to 2712 code for a protein of 903 amino acids. The transcript has 16 exons. Gene Ontology annotation, biological process: negative chemotaxis; positive regulation of cell migration; neural crest cell migration.
AUGACAACCAUGGCCCCUCCCCUCACGUUUCUCCUCCUUCUCCUCCGAUUGGCUCACAGUUCUUUCCCAGAGGAGCCCGGUCCGCUCAGCUACGCUCCCUUAGAGGUGGUGAGGAGGUAUCCUGUGUUUGUGGGUAGAGCUCAUCAUUCCUCUCAGAGACAGGAGCUGCACAUUCAGACAGUGCUCCAGGUCAACCGCACUCUCUACAUAGGAGCCAGAGAUGAUCUAUACAGAGUGGAGCUGGACAAUAUGUCAGGGGAUGAAAUGUUCUACAGCAAGAAGCGGACGUGGGAAUCCAAUAAGAAUGACAUUCGAGUCUGCAGGAUGAAGGGCAAACAUGAGGAGGAGUGUCGUAACUUCAUCAAAGUGUUGUUGAGUCAACAUGAAGGACUGUUUGUGUGUGGAACCAACGCCUUCAACCCUUUGUGUGCCAACUACACUAGAGACUCUUUGGAGAUGGUGGGAGAGACGGUCAGUGGGAUGGCUCGGUGCCCGUAUGACCCCAGACACGCCAAUGUGGCUCUGUUCGCAGAGGGCAGUCUCUUCACUGGUACUGUAACAGACUUCCUGGCGAUUGAUGCUGUGAUCUAUCGUAGCCUAGGCGACAGCCCCGCUCUUCGCACCGUCAAACACGACUCCAAAUGGUUCAGAGAGCCCUUCUUUGUGAGUGCAGUUGAGUGGGGGCCUCACGUCUACUUCUUCUUCAGAGAAAUGGCCAUGGAGUUCCAUCACCUGGAGAAGGUGAUGGUAUCUCGUGUGGCGCGGGUGUGCAAAGGGGACAUGGGUGGCUCUCAGAGGGUGUUGGAGAAACAGUGGACAUCGUUCCUGAAGGCCAGACUGAACUGUUCUGUCCCAGGAGACUCCCACUUCUACUUCAACCUGCUCCACACCACCAGCCCCAUACUCAACAUGAACGGCAGAGACGUCAUACUGGGACUGUUCUCUACACCGCCCAACAGUAUCCCGGGGUCUGCAGUGUGUGUGUUUGACAUGCAGCAGUUGGCCAGGGUGUUUGAGGGAAGAUUCAAGGAGCAGAAAUCUCCAGAAUCCAUCUGGACACCCGUGCCUGACGAGCUUGUGCCCAAUCCCAGGCCGGGUGGCUGUGCGGUGCAGGAGUCUCCGUUCAGCUCAUCUAAAUCUCUGCCAGAUGAAGUGCUGAACUUUGUAAAGACUCAUCCCUUGAUGGACGAGACCAUACCCUUGGUUGGGCACAGACCUUGGGUCGUCAAGACUAUGGGCAGGUACCAGUUGACCGCAAUGGUGGUGGACACAGAGGCUGGUCCCCAUAGGAACCAUACAGUGUUGUUCCUGGGCUCCACGCGAGGGACCAUCCUGAAAUUCCUCAUCCUCCCCAGCGGAGAAAACUCUCCCACACACAGCAGUGUGUUUCUGGAGGAGGUGGAGGGAUUCAACCCUGAGAAAUGUGGAGAGGACUCUGUCCAGGCCAGACAGUUGUUGUUUCUGUCUCUGGAUCGUCCAAGUCACACUCUGCUGCUGGCCUUCCCUUCCUGUCUGGUCAGACUGCCCACAGCACGCUGCCACCUACACUCACGCUGCAUGAAGAGCUGUCUGACCUCCAGAGAUCCCUACUGUGGCUGGACCAGAGGCAGCACCUGCUCCUUCCUCAGACCAGGCACACGGCUUCCUUUUCAACAAGACAGUGAGUACGGCAACUUCUCCCAUCAUGGAGACUGUGAUGGUGUCGUACAGCAGAGUCUGCUGAUCGAGCCGGAGAGCCUGGUCUCCCUCAACCUGCUGGUGGCAUCUGCAGUCUCAGCCUUCACCAUCGGUGCGGCGCUCUCGGGCCUGGCUGUCUGCUGGAUUAUGGCCCACAAGCCUGGCAACCGUCGCCACGGCAACAACACCCCCCAGUCCACUAUCCAGCGCCAGGAGAGGGGGAUGUUGACGUCAGGAGGAGGGAUGGGGGGAUCGGUCCUCAGUGUGACCCGUCAGGGAGGAGGCGAUAGACCCUGCUCUCAGGGCGGGGAGACCCUGUUUGUGAUGCCCAACGGCUGGGGGAAGUCAGGGGAGCUGGACCCAGGGUUCCUGCCUACUCCGGAGCACACGCCCCAGCAGAAAAGACGCGGGCUCAGGCUGUCCGAUUCUGGAUCAGGGGGGUGGGAUAACAGCCAGACCUACCUGGGAGGGAGUACCAUGGGGCUGGCGUCUCCCUGCCCUCUCCCUUGCCCCCCACACCCCUCCACCGCCGUCUACCUGACCACCAGACUAUUUCAGGGGGGAGGAGGAGGGAGGCACGGGGGUGAGGAGCGAGGAAGAGGAGGGGAGACGCCUCGCCAGCACUACGUGUGCCUGAGCAAGCCCCGGGGGGAGAAAGGCAGAAGUGGGACACCAAAGUCGGCACUUCGUAAGUCGGCAGGGGAGUACGUGUACCCCAUGACCCCCCAGGAUUCUCCGGAUAGGAGGAGGGUGGUGUCAGCCCCCAGCGCCCCUAUGGAGUUUGGGGAGCCCCUGCCACUCCGCUGGCCUCCCCAGGAAGGCUACAUCCUCAGCAGCCAGGGCAUGGUCCCUGUACCUCCAUCCUCCAUGCCCACCCCCAAAGGCCAGCAGUACGUGGCCCAGCACCACACCCCCGGGCCGGGCAGGUCUCAGCUGAGAUGGGCCUUGGGGAGAGGAGAGCUGGGGGAGCUGGUGGAUCUCAGCCAGCUGCUGAGUAAGAAGAGUUCCAAUGAGAGGACUCACAACGGGCAGUGA